This is a messenger RNA of Chanos chanos (milkfish), 2091 nucleotides long. It is a transcript of the gene sh2b2, whose product is annotated as SH2B adaptor protein 2. Lineage: Eukaryota; Metazoa; Chordata; Actinopteri; Gonorynchiformes; Chanidae. Gene Ontology annotation, cellular component: plasma membrane. Gene Ontology annotation, molecular function: transmembrane receptor protein tyrosine kinase adaptor activity. The record is from RefSeq and is a predicted model, not a curated record. Gene Ontology annotation, biological process: intracellular signal transduction; antigen receptor-mediated signaling pathway.
UCAUCAACGAUAGCGUCAUGCAGUGAGUCGAACCCGAGCGCUCUUGCUGGGCGUUGGCAUGGCACAGUGAUGAAUGGCGACGGGGCGCCCGGCAGCCCGGAGCUCUCCUCGUGCCCGCUGCCUGACUGGAAGGAGUUCUGUGAGCUGCACGCCCGCGCCUCCGCCGCCGACUUCGCCCACAAGUUCCGCCGUUUCGUCAGCGAGAACCCCUGCUACGACUCGCCCGGCGCCGACGCCAGCUUUUCUCAACAUUUUGCCCGACACUUCCUGGACUGCUUUUCCGCCGCGCUAAAUCAGGCCCGGGAACCGGGGUCGCCCGGUGGCACCUCCGGCCCGAAAUACAGCAUCGUGCCCUUCGUUGGCAUUCAGGGUUGCCCUCUGUCCUACGGCCACGACCUCUACCAGCGCCGCAAGGACGCGGGAGCGUCCAGCGAAUCGCUGGACAGCAUGGACAGCGGAGGAGGAGGGGCCAGCGGAAGCGCCGGCCCACGCGCCCAACAGACCCCCGCCCACAAAGUGUCGGCGUUGGGUCAGUCCCGCAGUUCGGAGGACGUGUCAUUGGGUCACCCCAAAGCCCGUUUUAAGAAGGGCUUCUCCCUGCGGAACAUGAGCCUGUGCGUAGUGGACGGGGUUCGGGAGAUCUGGCACCGACGCUCCUCCCCGGAGCCCGACCCCGCUGGGGGUGGCAGGAGGGCCAACGGGGGGGAGAGCGGGGGGACAGAGCGGUGGAGCCAGAAGCUGAGGUUACCCAGGGGUUCUCAGGGACACCGGGCAGAACUGCUGGAGAUUCAGAGGGAGGGGGCCCUGCGCUACAUGGUGGCAGAUGAUACAAACUGCAUGGGGGCAGCGCAGUGGCAGAAAUGCAGGCUACUCCUGCGUAAGGCCGGGCCUCGUGCGGAAGGAGGAGAGAAGUUCCUUCUGGAGUUCUUCGUGCCACCCAAGUCGUCCAAGCCCAAGGUGAGCGUACCCUUGUCUGCAAUCGUGGAGGUGAGGACCACCAUGCCUCUGGAGAUGCCUGACAAAGACAACACAUUUGUCCUCAAGGUGGAAAACGGCGCGGAGUACAUUUUGGAAACCAUCGACUCCUUGCAGAAGAACUCGUGGGUUGCAGACAUCCAGGACUGCAUAGACCCUGGCGACAGUGGGGACGACAUUGAGCUAGCGUCAUGUCCUCAUGGACAACCAUCCAAAGAAUUCUCCAUGGUAUCCUCCUGCAGUUGUGAGCUUCUCUCUGAGGGUGUACAUCGAGCUCCUGAGAGGGCCUGUGCUACAGCGAUUGAUCACUACAGCGCCCCCUCUGUACGCUGCCGGGAACUACCCUUCACACAACACCCCUCACACAUCCCAUUAGAACGAUUUCUCCAGUCCCCCGAGGCUCAGAGUCCCAACCCCCCACCAGGGGGUCCAGGCGACGGGCUGGUGGAAACGGAAGGAGACGGCAGUUUGGCGAGUUACCCAUGGUUCCAUGGGACGUUGUCACGGGUUCGUGCGGCCCAGCUUGUGCUGGCGGGCGGAGCUCGCAGCCAUGGACUCUUUGUGAUUCGUCAGAGCGAGACGCGGCCGGGGGAAUACGUCCUCACCUUCAACUUUCAGGGCAAAGCCAAGCACCUGCGGCUCUCUGUUAAUGAGACCGGGCAGUGCCACGUACAUCACCUGUGGUUCCAGACGGUGUCAGAUAUGCUCCGCCACUUCCACGCUCAUCCCAUCCCGCUGGAGUCCGGAGGCUCCGCCGACAUCACGCUACGUUCAUACGUGCAGGUUCAGCGCACUCCGACAGAUGUGACUGUUCCUCAGCUUCCCACCUCUCCACGUGAACCAGGCUGUCGGUCCGAGCCAGCCCAGCCAGCACACCAUCUUCCCGGGGCCUUACAGCCCACGGUGGGCCCCUCGACCGAAGCCCCGCUCUCUUCCAGCACCUCUUCAUCUCCCACCGCACAGCCGGGCAGCGCAGGAGUAGGUGGGGGGCUUCAGAGCAGGAGCAACAGCUCUGAGAGGUUGUUGGAGCCCCCUAUCGGUAGUGGGGAGGACUACCACGAGAGUGAUGGUACACGUAGGACCAGAGCUGUGGAGAACCAGUACUCCUUCUACUAA